CACGGGCAAUGUAUAAGGCACCCGCUUCUUCCGUCCCGUGCUCAACCUGUCCCGACCAGGUUUUCCCCAACCCGCGAACCAGCCAAACCCUAGAACGAACCGACCGAGCAGGACAUCGCCACCCCACGGACUCGCCGCAGCCGCUGCCGCUGCCGCUGCCGCUGUCGCGUCGCAUGGCCGAGUACGUGGAGCGCUACAAGGGCAACGGCGAGCCCGCCUCCGUCACCGGAGUUUCCCCGCCGACCAAGCCCACCAGUUUCUCCGACCAACCUGACGGUCGCUCUCAGCAGGAGGUACAGCCACAUGAGGGAAGGUCCUCAAAAUCUAGAGAGAGGGACAGAGGACGAGAGAAAGACAAGGACAAGGAGCGUGAUAGAGAACAUGGAAGAGAUAGAGAAAGGGGCAGGGAUAAGGACAGGGAGAGGAACCGGGGUGAUCGGGACCGGGAACACGACCGCCACCAUAGGGAGCACCGUGAAAGAAGUGAAAAAAGGGAGCACCGUGGCCAUUCUGAUGACCAUGAUCGUCAUCGCAGCCGUGACCAUGAUGUUGAAAGAAGAGACCGUGACAGAGAUGGUCAUCGCAGGCAUCGCUCUCGCUCCCGUUCUAAGGGUCGUGAACGUAGAUCCAGAUCUCGUUCGCGUUCUCGAUCAAAGAGCAAGCGGGUGAGCGGAUUUGACCAGGGACCAUCGCAAGCCAUUCCUAUGGUUACUCCUGGCACGACCCCAGGUCAGCUGCCUGCAGUUGCCCCUCUUAUUACCGGGAUGCUUCCAAAUAUGUUUAAUUUCACCGCUCCUACACAGUUCAACCCUCUAGUUAUGCAACCACAGGCCAUGACACAACAGGCUACCCGGCAUGCUAGGCGUGUUUAUGUUGGUGGACUUCCACCAACUGCCAAUGAGCAGACAGUUGCUAUAUACUUCAAUCAAGUUAUGGCUGCUAUUGGAGGAAACACAGCUGGUCCUGGUGAUGCUGUUCUUAAUGUCUACAUAAACCAUGACAAGAAAUUUGCUUUUGUGGAGAUGAGGUCCGUGGAGGAAGCUAGCAAUGCAAUGGCCUUAGAUGGUAUAAUGUUUGAAGGAGCACCGGUGAAAGUUAGAAGGCCAACAGACUAUAAUCCUUCCCUGGCUGCUGCACUGGGUCCAAGCCAGCCAAACCCUAAUCUCAAUCUUGGUGCUGUUGGCUUGACACCUGGCUCAGCUGGAGGUUUAGAAGGCCCUGAUCGCAUCUUUGUGGGUGGCCUCCCGUACUACUUCACCGAGGCUCAAGUGCGGGAGUUGCUUGAAUCCUUUGGACCGUUGCGAGGAUUUGAUCUUGUGAAGGAUAGGGAGACAGGCAACUCGAAAGGAUAUGCCUUCUGUGUAUACCAGGAUCUUAAUGUCACUGACAUUGCCUGUGCUGCCCUGAAUGGUAUCAAGAUGGGAGACAAGACCCUUACUGUUAGGCGAGCAAAUCAAGGCACUUCUCAACCAAGGCCAGAGCAAGAAACCAUCCUGUUGCACGCACAACAACAAGUGCAGAUGCAGAAACUCGUGCUACAAGUUGGAGGGGCUCUACCAACAAAGGUGGUAUGCCUGACCCAGGUGAUUUCUGCAGAUGAACUGAGAGAUGAUGAGGAAUACGAGGAUAUUUUGGAAGACAUGAGGGAAGAAGGGCGCAAAUAUGGUAACUUGGUUAAAGCUGUCAUCCCACGACCUGACCCCAGCGGCGCCGCUGCUGUUCCUGGAGUUGGAAAGGUGUUUCUGGAAUAUGCAGAUAUUGAUGGCUCGACCAAGGCCAAGGUCGGGAUGCAUGGCAGGAAGUUUGGCGGGAACCAGGUGGUGGCGGUGUUCUACCCUGAAAACAAGUUUACUGAUGGAGAUUACGAUGAUUAGAUGAAAUCCUCUGCUCAGUUGACACCCGUGUCAUGGCGUUUGCUUAGUUUUCAAAUCGAAUCCUUUUUUAAUCUGUUUGUGGAACUGUAUGCUGGAUAUAUAUGGUAGUAUAAUUUUAUUCGACAAGUACUGUAUGUGCAAAUUUGUGCGUGCUCUUUGACUAAGAUGGCUUUGAUAUGA
Messenger RNA from Hordeum vulgare subsp. vulgare (domesticated barley), 2054 nucleotides. RefSeq names its product splicing factor U2af large subunit A-like. NCBI's taxonomy places the organism in Eukaryota, Viridiplantae, Streptophyta, Magnoliopsida, Poales, Poaceae. Gene Ontology annotation, biological process: mRNA processing. The coding region runs from base 9 to 1874 and encodes 621 amino acids. The record is from RefSeq and is a predicted model, not a curated record. Gene Ontology annotation, molecular function: pre-mRNA 3'-splice site binding; poly-pyrimidine tract binding. The transcript is spliced from 11 exons. Gene Ontology annotation, cellular component: U2-type prespliceosome; commitment complex; U2AF complex.